Molecule: messenger RNA, 828 nt
Organism: Paraglomus brasilianum
Lineage: Eukaryota; Fungi; Glomeromycota; Glomeromycetes; Paraglomerales; Paraglomeraceae
Source: the annotation of a GenBank genome assembly
AUGAACGUCGAAUUUCUUCUCCCCGAGGCACAUCAAAAUGACGACGAUGAUGUAGAAAUGCCAGAUGUCAGUGAUAAGUUUGUUACUCCAGGAGAAACAAUCAGUGUCAAUGCUCAGUAUAUGAGGAGUCACGGAACAUUCUCGGACGAAAAGGACGGGAUAAUAAAAUCGUCUCUUGCAGGAAAAGUCGAGAUUGUUAACAAGUUAAUCUCCGUGCGCACAGUGCAUUCGCGUUAUAACGCAGAAAUAGGCGACUUGAUCGUUGGGCGAAUAACAGAGGUUGCUCAAAAACGAUGGAAAGUCGAUAUCAAUUCUAGGCAGGAUGCUGUAUUGCUCUUAUCGGCCAUUAACCUCCCUGGGGGCGUUAUGAGACGGAAAACAGAGGAAGAUGAAUUGCAGAUGCGUGAAUAUUUUUCAGAUGGAGACAUCCUAGCGGCGGAAGUUUCGGGAACCUUUCAAGAUGGUGCAGCAUCUAUACAAACAAGAAAUCACAAAUAUGGCAAGCUGAAAAACGGUUCAUUUGUGAGCGUUCCUCCAUCUCUGGUCCAACGCUGCAAGACACACUUUCAUGUUUUGUCGUGCGGUGUCGAUGUUGUACUUGGAUUGAAUGGAUAUAUAUGGGUUUGCAAACAUACUCCUCCACUUCAAGAUGUAGAUUUGGAGGCUAUCUAUUCGAAUGAGAAUGAGCCGAUCAGCGAUACAACAAGAGAAUCAAUAGCUCGGGUAUGCAAUUGUAUCACUUCCCUCGCUCGAAAGUUCAUGAUCAUUAAUGAUUCUAGUAUUACUCUCGCAUACGAAGCAUCAUUUGAGACGCAGAAUGUUGAUUAG